AUGUUUGCCGGACACCGACCUGGAAUGUACGGGACAGCCGAGCUGAUCGCCAGCCUCAACCGCCUCGGGACUAAAGGUGGGAUUCGAGAGCAUAUCCAAAACUACCAGCUUUUGGUCAUCAAUGAGUUAGCACGGGUCGACAAUGUUUACUCCUCACUCUCCGAUGGCAUCGUCAACCGCCCAGACCCACUCGUGAUAUUCAACCAAGUUGAAAUCAGGACGGAUCUCUUAGCUCAGCUCCAAUCAAAACGUUUCCCUAGCCUGAGACGCCAAGUCAUCGCCCUAUCGAAUGCACUCAUCAGUCGGACCGAUGCUCAGAACGAUCCAGUUUCGAAACUCAAACUAUGCCUCAAAAUAUUGCACAAGAUGGAUCCCAUCCUGAAUAAAAUCAAAUUUGCCAUAGCUUGCAUCAACCCAGGCAUAGACCCACGAGAAGUGACGCACGACCGGGACUUCAAAAGAGCGAAACAAUCGAUAGCCUUCCGUCUCGAUCUAAUCACGAACUUGGUGACCCAAAAUAUUUGCGCGUUGCUUCAUUCCUCUCGUCUUUCUAUGGAAUUAUCGGGACACGCGUUCGCCGUCGACGACGCUCAGAAGAGGGCCGAAUUACUCACGCUCACUGGUCGCUGCACAGGCAUUAUCGACAAGGCACUCGACUUCAUGAACCAAUCCGAACUGGACUCCAUCCAAGACGAGUGGCGAGCGCACAUAAAAUCGAUCGAUUCCACGCUCGAGAAGUUCCUCAAAUUCAUCAAACGACCCCAUCCACCACGACCAAGCGGUCAAACUCGCCCCCAAUUAUCGGUGAUCGUACUCAUCAGAUUAGCCAGAAUAUUCUUCGCAAAGCUACUACAGAUGUCGACCGAUAAACGACACUUCACAAUAUCCACACACCUGAAUUCCAGGGAGCUCGAUCUGUUUGCUGAAAUUAAUAAUCUGUUUUCUGAAAGGAUCGCGAAGCUCAUCAAGGCUAUUGCCCAGGAGGAUAAUUACGGAGAUCACUUCGAAGACUUCAUGACGAUCGAAGAUUUAAUCGUUCAUCUUCAAAAUCCCCCCAAAAAGAUCUUCUUUAUGGUCGACCACGUUUUUAUUCCUGUCGCCCGUCAGACUGAUCGACCUUCUCCCAAGAUGUACUACAAAGCUUGGUUUUAUCAGUUUAACAGCGCGUACCGAUUGGCCAAUCAAAACCUUCAAGAGGCUUUCAGGGUCAACAUGUAA
Puccinia triticina is the source of this 1218-nucleotide messenger RNA. RefSeq lists its product as uncharacterized. The transcript has 2 exons. The record is from RefSeq and is a predicted model, not a curated record. Bases 1 to 1218 code for a protein of 405 amino acids. Lineage: Eukaryota; Fungi; Basidiomycota; Pucciniomycetes; Pucciniales; Pucciniaceae.